AUGAGCCACCUCUGGGAGCCCCUGCGCGCGGAGUACCGCCCGCUGCUCUUCUACAUCGGCAUGGAGAUCGUCGCGAUCUGCACGCGCCAGAUCAUGGCCUCCUACGGCUUCCGGCGCCACGAGCUCGGGUGCCUGACUUACUACACUUAUAAGGUCAAACCCGUGGUCAGCCUCGGCCCCGCGGCGGCGCUGGCGCUCGCGCAGCAGCAGCGGGCGGCGGCGGCGGCGGCGAAACGCGGCAGCUCCGGGAAGGCCGGCGGCGGCGGCGCUGACUGGACGCCGUUUGCGGUGCAGGAUCUGAACAACCCGCUGAACGCGGCGGUGCCGCUGUCGAAGGACAUGCCCAUAGUGUUUUGCCAUGGUGUGGGGGGGCUCAGCCUGUACCUGGAGAUGAUCAAGUACAUCCUUGAUCUGGGCCACCCGGUGAUCUGCCUGGAAUACAAGCACGUGAGCCUGCGGCUGACUCAGCGCAUCCCCACGAUCGAUGACGUCAUCACCGACGUGGUGGCCAUCCUCGACAAGUUUGACAUCGGGCGGGCGUGCGUCGUGGGCCACAGCUACGGCACCUUUGUCGGCUCCCGGCUGGUGCAGCAGCACAGGGACCGCGUCCACACGCUGUGCCUCAUCGACCCCGUGUGCUUCGGCAUGUUCAUGCCGCACCUCCUGCACAACUUCAUCUACCGCCGCCCGCGCCUCAACGUGUGGCAGCCCGACGUGCUGCUGCGCGACCUAAUGCUGUACUUCGCCUCCCGCGACCUGCACCUGUCCGCCACGUUCGCGCGCCGCUUCUACUGGAGUGACAUGAACCUGUGGCCGGAGGACAUGCCGCCGGGCAGCGUGGUGCUGCUGUCCGGAAAUGAUGACCUGGUACACGCGGACGAGGUCCGGCUCAUGCUGGAGCAGAGCGGCAGCCACAUAAAGGCGCCGCGUUGCGGUGACCGCGGGCAGGGUCCCACGGCGGUGUGCGAAAAGCAGGGGGGGUGCACUGACUGUGGGACUGGUCGCUGUUAG
Molecule: messenger RNA, 1011 nt
Organism: Monoraphidium neglectum
Lineage: Eukaryota; Viridiplantae; Chlorophyta; Chlorophyceae; Sphaeropleales; Selenastraceae
Exons: 5
Coding region: 1-1011 (336 amino acids)
Source: RefSeq, a predicted model, not a curated record